AUGCUCUUGGAAUGUUUUACGCUCGAUGCGACUGAAGAUGGUUUACAGAUUGUUGUAAAGGUACGUACUCGCUUCGGAACAUUAAAAAAUUAUUUGUCAAAUGCACCGAUGACUUACAACAGCUGGAACCAAAUCGUGCUGGUAUUCAAUGGCAGCGCCCUGGAACUUUUUGUAAAUUGCACCCCAGUUCUGCAAGCCAACAAUCCGGAUCCCGAUUUCCCGUACGAUUGA
Messenger RNA from Gongylonema pulchrum, 231 nucleotides. The record is from the annotation of a GenBank genome assembly. Lineage: Eukaryota; Metazoa; Nematoda; Chromadorea; Rhabditida; Gongylonematidae.